GACAAAUCAAGCAUAUCAUAGUAUAGUCGGAAAAUAUGAUAAAUUGAUGCCUUUGAAAUAACAGCAGCUAGUUGACCCGAAACUUCAUACAUAUCAUACCACUAAGGACACGAGUGGGAACCCUUGAAGUACAUGAGCGAGAGUCUGGGACUGUAGCUUUCCAAUGCCAACCAACAUGGCUGACAGGAUCAAGUUCCUUGUUCAGAUCUUGCUUGGUCUUAUGGCAUAUAUCGGCAAAACACAAGCCGAGAUGGAUAAUGAAAAGAAAGUAGAAGAAGAGGCUUCAAAGCGAGAAUCCAGAUACACUAAACUAGACACUGGUCUUUUGCUAUUGGUGAUGGUGCUUCUCAUCGCCACCGUCUUGACAGUCUGGUUGUUUAAAGUCAAAAGGUUCCGUUUUCUCCACGAGACCGGUGUCUGCAUGAUCUAUGGAAUGGUAAUAGGUUGUGUUAUAAAAUAUGCUGGUGGUAUCCACAAGAAAGCCUAUCCCGUAAACUGCACAAUACCAUCACCUGAGGAGACUAUUUGGGUUACGGUUGACAAUGGAAGCACAUACUCCUACACACUUAAUGGACGGUUAUCUAAAACCAAAAGUGCAGGCGAACUGGAGCAAAAGGCUGUGUUUGAUCCAGAAAUCUUCUUUUAUGUGCUUUUACCUCCAAUUAUAUUCUAUGCAGGAUAUGAUAUGAAAAAGCGUUUCUUUUUUAGGAAUAUUGGAGCAAUCCUAGCAUAUGCAUUUGCUGGAACAACAAUAUCUUGUGGUGUGUUUGGGUUGACAGUUUAUGCAUAUAAGAUGAUAUUCAACCGUUAUAAAGACUUUGACUUCCUGGAAUGUUUGUUGUUUGGUUCUCUUAUAUCAGCAACAGAUCCUGUGACAGUGUUGGCCAUCUUUCAUGAUUUACAUGUUGAUGUUGAUCUUUAUGCAUUGGUGUUUGGAGAAAGUGUGAUGAAUGAUGCAGUAGCCAUUGUGCUGUUCAGAUCAGUAGAGUCGUACUUACUUGACAGUACAGGCGGGGAGUUCCAGAUUGACAGGUUCUUUGGAUCAGUUGGUAUUUUUAUUGGAGUUUUCUCAGGUUCUUUUUUCCUUGGUUUUGCAAUGGGUUUAGUCACAGCACUUACAACAAAAUUGACAAAUCUAUCUGAAUUUCCUAUGUUGGAAACAGCAUUAUUCUUUCUAUUAUCUUGGUCAACUUUCUUAAUGGCUGAAGCUGCAGGACUUACUGGCAUAGUAGCAGUUCUGUUUUGUGGUAUCUCACAGGCUCAUUAUACCUAUAAUAAUCUUUCUGAUGAAUCCAAGCAUAACACCAAACAAAUUUUUGGUCUUUUAAAUUUCUUAGCAGAAAGUUUUAUAUUUUCAUACAUCGGUCUGGCAGUGUUUACUUUUGAAAACCAUGUUUGGAAACCAGACUUCAUUUGUGUGUCAUUUCUUGGUAUAUUACUUGGUCGUCUGCUCAACAUUUAUCCAUUGUCUUUCCUUUUAAACUUAAAAAGACACAAAAAAAUACCCUACAAUAUACAGCAUAUGAUGGUCUUUGCAGGUCUACGUGGAGCAGUAGCAUUUGCUUUAGCAAUGCGAAACACAGAAUCAACAUCUCGACAGAUGAUGCUCAGUACAGUGCUCGUGAUUACCCUGAUUACUGUCAUAUUCAAUGGAGGAUCCACUCUGACAGUGUUGUCUUACCUGAAAAUCCAAGUUGGUGUCAACCCAGAAGAGGAGGAACAACCCAAGUUUAUAUCGGUUGGAACAGAGGAAUCAGAUAGCGAUCUAAGGCCCCAGAAUGCUCAAUAUGAACGAGCCUGGAUCUUUAGAUUAUGGUACGACUUCGAUAUCAAGUAUAUGAAGCCACUCUUUACUGGAGUUGGUCCCCCUUUGAAAGAUGCGUUACCAGCUUGUUGCGCACCGUUAGCAAGAUUUCUGGACAAGAGGAAGCCUGAGCCAAAGAGGAGAGAAGGAGAUCUUAGUAGCGAUGAAGACCUGGUGAACAUUGAAGGAGAGCUUACCUUCCGUCGCAAUGAAGAGAUCAUGAUCCGACCAUCGAGCGACAGUUUCGUCUUGCCUCAUGACGUAUCCGACCUUAACGAGGGAGACCUGGGUUUAGGAAUGGCAACACACGAUCCAGCCAAAGUAUAAUCCAUAUAGUCUUAAUAUAUAGCCAACGAAAUUUAAAUGUACAAAUAUUCAAGAACUUUGCAUGCGGUCUAAAGUAACACAGGGAGACCAAGACGGUAAGCUUCUUCUUUUAAAAAGCCACUUUAUUAUCAUAUAGUGCCGGUGGUCUUCCUGUGACAUCACAGGAAGACCAACCUAUUUUUUUUCUAUUCAUGCGGAUUUUUGAAAGUGCAUUCAUUGAAUGUUUCUUUUUCGAAAGCAGGAUGAUCACUGAUAAGUAAUUAUCAAAUUGCGUAUUAUUCUAAGUAUCCAAUGCUGUUAGAUUAAACUCUUGUCAAGGUAUCAGUGAUAGUCACUGUCUUCCGGUGAAGAGCUGAGACCACAUUGUAAACUUCAAGUAAACAAGGCCUAGUCUCUUGAGCAGUCGCUAUUAGUGUCGUCACGCAAUGCUCACUCCCCUAAGUACUUAGGGGAGUGAGCGUUGCGUGACGAUUCUAAUAGCGGCUGCGUAGGAGAAUACCUUGACCCCAGGGCCUUGUCACUCAUACUAUGCAUGCACUGCGCAUGCACGUCAAAAUAUUAAAGACUGUGGGAAACCCUAGAAUUUCAAGAGCUGUGAUUGGUCAGAAUAUUUCUCGUGAUUGAAAAACACAUGGCAAUGCAGCUGUAAACCUGAAAGCCAUAUUAAAGAAUUUUUUUCCCGAGAAUUGAAAAAAAUAUCGUCAAAUUAGGGAGCGCACACUCUAGUUACAAUAUUCAAAUCUGAUUUCUCGCUACCGUGUGUUAGGGUCUCCUGCUUGGGACUCUGGCAAUCAUUCGAGCAUGCGUAGUAAGUAUAAAAUGACAGGGUUCUGGGGUCGAGAGGGAAAUAAUCCGUGCAAUUUGUUUUUCGACGUUUGUUAUAAUUCAUGUUGGCUAUAUCAGCACUGCCCGGUGGACUGUGCGCAAUUAUGCGCAAACCUCGAGCAAAUAAUUAAAUAAUACAGACGUAUACUACAGAAUAGUAAAAAAUUAAAUAAAUUUUGAAAUGUUUGAAAUAAAAUUAAAAUAAAAUUCAAUUUACAAUAA
Actinia tenebrosa (Australian red waratah sea anemone) is the source of this 3178-nucleotide messenger RNA. RefSeq names its product sodium/hydrogen exchanger 6. The record is from RefSeq and is a predicted model, not a curated record. Gene Ontology annotation, cellular component: recycling endosome; plasma membrane. Lineage: Eukaryota; Metazoa; Cnidaria; Anthozoa; Actiniaria; Actiniidae. Gene Ontology annotation, molecular function: sodium:proton antiporter activity; potassium:proton antiporter activity. Gene Ontology annotation, biological process: sodium ion import across plasma membrane; potassium ion transmembrane transport; regulation of intracellular pH.